AUGUCGACACGCAGAUCCGGUCGCGCGACUAAAGAGGUGAAGUACACCUCUGCAUCAGAAGGCUCAGACUUUGAGGACAAGAAAAAAAGGGCCAGGAAGCAAAUGAAAACGGCGAUUUCGAAGGAAGACGUGAACAACACCAAGAAGACACCAAAGGCGGCCGGGGUACCGAAGAAGGCACCGCCGAGAAAUGUUACCAAGAAGCGCGCCGCAGAGUCCAACAAUGAGAACGACGACGCGAUCGCCAACCAAAAUGAUGCCAUGACGACUUCCGCAGCCCCAAAGCCCAAACGCCAAAAGAAAGAUCCCACCACACUCGCAGCAGAAGCCCAAGAGAAAAAAGCAAAAGCCGACAAAGCUGCCCACAAAAAAGCUUGGCAAGAUUGGCUCUCUUCCCACGACAUCGAGGGCGAGAUGCUGGAAGAAGAGCCGGGCAAGGAUGAGAGCAUCACUCAAACUGAUGCGCUCAAGAAGUAUGGAGUGAAGAAAGAUGAAUUGAAUUCACUGCUACGAUUCGAGAAGAAGAACCCGUUGUACCCAGGUAUGAUGAAGUUGUUCCUGGAAGAGGAUGUAAGAGAGCUGGCGUUUAGGAAGAUAGGUGUACUGGAGGGCGCCCAAGGAGACGACGAGGAAAUUGUUGAGAAAGGGAAGCAGUUGUGGACUGAGGAGCAUAAGGAUGAUGUCGAUGGAGAGGAAGAGAAGUCUGUGAGGACUGAAACUAAAGGCAAGGACGCGGCAAGAGAUGACAAUGCAGAUGAGCCAGCCAAGGCUGAGAAACCAAAGAAAGAGGACAAGCCAGCCAAAACCAAGAAACAGGAAAAGGAGAAGACACCGAAGCAGAAAUGGGCAACCUACAUAUCCGAAAACUCUAUUGAUGAGGACGAGAGACUCGCCAAAGAGCCAUUCGAUCUCAUCAACCAAACUGACUGUAAGAACAGGUACAACUUGACGCCAAGGGACCUAGCUUGCCUCCCUUACUUUCCCAAGAAGAACCCAGCCUACGGAAAUACCAUGAAGAUAUUCAAGGAGAGCGUAGUGAAGUCGUUGGCCUAUAGAAAGACUGCGGUGCUGGCCGGGCUAGAGGACGAUGGUAAGGAUGAUGAGGGGCUUUUGGAGAAAGGACAGAAACUUUUCGAAGAGCAGUCUGAUCCAGACAAAGAUGAAUGA
This is a messenger RNA of Alternaria burnsii, 1167 nucleotides long. RefSeq lists its product as uncharacterized. Lineage: Eukaryota; Fungi; Ascomycota; Dothideomycetes; Pleosporales; Pleosporaceae. The transcript has a single exon. Bases 1 to 1167 code for a protein of 388 amino acids. The record is from RefSeq and is a predicted model, not a curated record.